AUGCUUAUUGCUGUAAUGCUAUUAAUUAUAUUUAUUAUAUUUGUGUUUAAUUCUUAUAUGCAUUACGGAAAAAAAGGGCGACUUAUUAAUCUUAUACCAGGACCACCAGGUUAUCCGAUUGUUGGAAACGCAUUUGAAAUAUUGGGUUCACGAAAAGAACAAUGGGAUAUUUUAAUUGAACUUACCAACCGAUAUCAUCCUAUUUAUAAAUUAUGGGCAUCUUAUUAUCCUGUUAUAAUGAUCAGUCAUCCAGAUGAUGUAGAGACAAUAUUAAGCAAUAUGAAACACCUCGAAAAGAGCAAACUAUAUGAUUUUUUACGACCUUGGAUCGGUUCUGGUCUUGCCACUAGUAAAGCCGUCAAAUGGUAUUCACAGCGAAAGACAUUAACUCCAACAUUUCAUUUCAAUAUAUUGCAACAGUUUGUUGACGUUUUCGUACAGGAAGGCGAAAAUAUGACAAAGAUUUUGAAAAAUUCAAAAGAUACAGUUGUAAAUGAUGUCUUAUCGUUUGUUAGUGAAUAUACUCUGAAUGCAAUAUGUGAAACCGCCAUGGGCACUUCUUUACGGAACAACGGGAGUUUCCAACAACAGUACCGAGAAGCGAUUUUCCGAAUAACCGAAAUUAUUACGUAUAGCGAUGUUAGAGGAGCCUAUCAAAUGAACACCUUAAAGCCGUUCGCUCCAUUGGAAACAUAUUUAGUUCCUGUUGGGACAAUUUUACAAAUUAAUAUUUAUGGAGUCAAUAGAAACCCCAAUUUCUGGCCAAAUCCAGAAGUAUUUCAUCCAAAUAGAUUUUUGCCUGAGAAGAACCGAAAUCGUCAUCCUUACUCAUAUAUAACAUUCAGUGCUGGACCACGUAAUUGCAUCGGUCAACGAUUUGCUAUGUUAGAAAUGAAAACAAUGAUAGCUUCUUUGGUACAUAAUUUUUACUUGGAGCCUGUUGAUUACUUAAAGAAUCUUCCUCUACAGCUUGGUUUAAUUCUUCGCUUGAGUCAUCCACUUCGUAUAAAAUUUGUUCCUCUGAAAGGUGAACGUUAG
This is a messenger RNA of Cyphomyrmex costatus, 1038 nucleotides long. RefSeq names its product cytochrome P450 4C1-like. The transcript is spliced from 9 exons. The record is from RefSeq and is a predicted model, not a curated record. NCBI's taxonomy places the organism in Eukaryota, Metazoa, Arthropoda, Insecta, Hymenoptera, Formicidae. Gene Ontology annotation, molecular function: iron ion binding; heme binding; oxidoreductase activity, acting on paired donors, with incorporation or reduction of molecular oxygen. The coding region runs from base 1 to 1038 and encodes 345 amino acids.